AUGUCACACAGUCCCACAUCCAGCGAGGACGAGGUGGCCCAGAGCUUCUCUGACUACUCCGCAGGCUCGGAGACAGACAGCUCCAAAGAGGAGACCAUCUAUGACACCAUCCGGGCCACGGCGGCAAAGCCGGGCAGCACCAGGACGGAGGAGAACCAGGGCCACACUCUGGUGCUGCGUAUCAUCAUCCAGGACCUGCAGCAGACGAAGUGUAUCCGUUUUAACCCGGACGCGACAGUGUGGGUGGCCAAGCAGAAAGUCCUAUGCACGCUGAACCAGGGCCUGAAGGACGUGCUCAACUACGGGCUCUUCCAGCCCGCCAGCAACGGGCGCGACGGGAAGUUCCUGGAUGAAGAACGGCUGCUCCGCGAGUACCCGCAGCCCGUGGGCACGGGGGUGCCGUCACUGGAGAACAAUCUGAAGAAAUUCAUGGACCACAUUCAGCAUUGCUCGGUGGAGAAAAUUGUCAAGAUGCUGGAUCGAGGCCUGGACCCCAACUUCCACGACCUGGAGACUGGAGAGGCGCCCUUGACCUUAGCCGCGCAGCAGGACGACUCCGUGGACGUGAUCAAAGCGCUCAAAAAUGGCGGCGCGCAUCUGGACUUCCGCGCCAAGGACGGGAUGACCGCCCUGCACAAGGCCGCCCGCGCCCGGAACCAAGUUGCCCUUAAGACCCUUUUAGAACUUGGGGCAUCACCCGAUUAUAAGGACAGCUACGGCCUGACCCCACUGUACCACACUGCCAUUGUCGGGGGGGACCCGUACUGCUGCGAACUCCUUCUCCAUGAGCACGCCACCGUGUGCUGCAGGGACGAGAACGGCUGGCAUGAAAUCCACCAGGCCUGCCGAUACGGACACGUGCAGCACCUGGAGCACCUGUUGUUCUAUGGGGCGGACAUGGGUGCCCAGAACGCCUCGGGGAACACGGCCCUGCACAUCUGUGCCCUCUACAACCAGGACAGCUGUGCCCGAGUGCUGCUGUUCCGAGGUGGAAACAAGGAGUUCAAGAACUACAACAGCCAAACUCCAUUCCAGGUGGCGAUCAUAGCGGGCAACUUUGAACUGGCGGAGUACAUCAAGAACCACAAGGAGACCGACGUUGUGCCCUUCCGGGAGGCCCCGGCGUACUCCAACAGAAGGCGGCGGCCGCCCACCACGCUGGCCGCGCCCCGGGUGCUGCUACGCUCCAACAGCGACAACAACCUCAAUGCCGGUGGCCCCGAUUGGUCUGUGUGCUCCACGGCCCCCUCGCACCGCAGUCUCUCGCCACAGUUGCUACAGCCCAUGCCCAGCACCCCGGAUUGUGCCGGGAAGACCCUCGGGAGCUACACCCCUGGACCCCGCAGCCGGUCCCCGUCGCUCAACAGGCUGGGUGGUGCCGGCGAGGACGGCAAACGGCCACAGCAGCUCUGGCACAUCGGGCCCACUUUCCCUCCUGGUGUCAGCAAGGACCCGCUGUCCGCCUUUGAGCAGCCGGGGCCCAAGCGGAAGCUGUACAGUGCGGUGCCCGGGCGGCUCUUCGUCGUCGUCAAGCCAUACCAACCCCAGGUCGACGGCGAGAUCCCCCUGCACCGCGGCGACAGGGUCAAAGUUCUGAGCAUCGGUGAAGGGGGCUUCUGGGAAGGCAGUGCCCGCGGCCACAUUGGGUGGUUUCCGGCCGAGUGUGUGGAGGAGGUGCAGGGCAAGCCCAGGGACGGCCAGCCAGAGACCCGUGCAGACCGCAGCAAGAAGCUCUUCCGGCACUACACGGUCGGCUCCUACGACAGCUUCGAUGCCGCCAGUGACUGCAUCAUCGAGGAGAAGACAGUGGUGCUGCAAAAGAAAGACCAUGAGGGCUUUGGAUUCGUGCUCCGCGGGGCAAAAGCUGAUACACCCAUCGAAGAAUUCACGCCGACACCAGCUUUCCCGGCCCUGCAGUACCUGGAGUCCGUGGAUGAAGGCGGGGUGGCUUGGCAAGCCGGUCUGAGGACUGGGGACUUCUUGAUCGAGGUCAACAGCGAGAACGUCGUGAAGGUGGGCCACCGACAGGUGGUGAAUAUGAUCCGCCAGGGGGGGAACCACCUGGUCCUCAAGGUGGUCACGGUCACCCGCAACCUGGACCCGGACGACACAGCCAGGAAGAAAGCGCCCCCUCCACCCAAGCGUGCUCCGACCACUGCGCUCACCCUGCGCUCCAAGUCCAUGACCUCGGAGCUGGAGGAGCUCGUGGAUAAAGCUUCCGUCCGGAAGAAGAAGGACAAGCCUGAGGAGAUCAUUCCGGCCUCCAAGCUGCCUCGGGCCGCCGAGAACGUGGCCGUGGAGUCCAGGGUGGCCACCAUCAAACAGCGGCCAACCAGCCGGUGCUUCCCCUCUGUUUCCGACCUGAACUCGGUGUAUGAACGCCAAGGGAUCGCAGUGAUGACGCCCACGGUGCCCGGGAGCCCAAAGGGCCCGUUCCUGGGCAUCCCUCGAGGUACGAUGCGAAGGCAGAAAUCCAUAGACAGCAGAAUCUUUCUAACAGGCAUAACGGAGGAAGAGCGGCAGUUUCUGACUCCUCCGAUGCUCAAGUUCACCAGAAGCCUGUCCAUGCCCGACACCUCCGAGGACAUCCCCCCUCCGCCCCAGUCUGUGCCCCCGACUCCGCCGCCACCCUCCCCCACCGUGUACAACUGCCCCCAGUCCCCGACGCCUCGCGUCUACGGGACCAUCAAGCCCGCGUUUAACCAGAAUCCCGCUGCCAAAGUCUCGGCAGCCGCCCGGUCCGACACGGUGGCCACCACGAUGCGCGAGAAGGGUGUGUACUACAGGCGAGAGCUCGACCGGUACUCGCUGGACUCGGAAGAUCUGUACGGCCGCAACGCCGCCACCCCGGCCAGCUUCCGCAGCAGGCGGGGCCAGAUGCCCGAGAACCCGUACUCGGAGGUGGGCAAGGUGGCCAGCAGGGCCGUGUACGUGCCGGCCAAGCCCGCGCGGCGCAAGGGCAUGCUGGUGAAGCAGUGCAACGUGGAAGGCAGCCCUGAGAAGACCUGCUCCAUCCCCAUCCCCACCAUCAUCGUCAAGGAGCCCUCCACCAGCAGCAGCGGCAAGAGCAGUCAGGGCAGCAGCGUGGAGGCGGACCCGCAGGCCCCCGACCAGCCCGGGCAGCUGCGGCCAGACGACGGCCUGGGCACCAGCAGCCCCUUCGCUGCCGCCAUUGCCGGGGCUGUGCGUGACCGGGAGAAGAGGCUGGAGGCCCGGAGGAACUCCCCGGCCUUCCUCUCCACGGACCUGGGGGAUGAAGACGUGGGGCUGGGGCCGCCCGCGCCCAGGACGCAGGCCUCCACGCUCCCCGAGGAGGAGGGCGAGUUUGGCAGCGAGGAUGUCACCGAGCAGCUAGUGCUGCCCACGCCGGGGGCAGCGCCCAGGGAGCCCGAGAACCACUUUGCUGGUGGGGGCGAGGCUGGCACUCCGGGCGAGGCCGGGAAGGCGCCGAAUCCCAUGUCCAAAGUGAAGGGGCCCGAGAGCAGCCCCGAGAACUACGUCCACCCGCUCACAGGGAGGCUGCUCGACCCCAGCUCCCCGCUGGCCCUGGCGCUGUCCGCCAGGGACCGGGCUAUGAAGGAGUCGCAGCAGGGGCCCAAGGGGGAGGCCCCGAAAGCCGACCUCAACAAGCCCCUCUACAUCGACACCAAAAUGCGGCCCAGCAUGGAGCCAGCCUUCCCGCCAGUCAGCCGGCAGAGUGCCCGGGGCCCACUGCGGCGGCAGGAGACAGAGAACAAGUACGAGACCGAGGCGGGCCGAGCGCGGAAGGGCGAUGACAAGAACAUGCUCAUCACCAUUGUGGACACGGCCCAGCAGAGGUCGGCCGGGCUGCUCAUGGUCCACACCGCUGAUGCUGCCAAGCCUGGCGGCUCCCUGGAGGAGGAGGACCAGACAGCGCAGGCGGAGAUGCAGCCAGACCACUUGCCGUCCGAGCUGCCAAGCAUCUCAGAGACUGAAGGUGCUUUACAGCUCUCCGCUGCCCCCGAGCCGGCCGCCACGCCCGGCAGAGCCAUGGUGGCGGCCGGCUCCGUGGAGGAAGCGGUUGUCUUGCCAUUCCGAAUCCCUCCCCCACCUCUGGCCUCCGUGGACUUGGACGAAGAUUUUCUUUUUACAGAGCCACUGCCUCCCCCCCUGGAAUUCGCCAACAGUUUUGAUAUUCCCGAUGACCGCGCCACUCCCGUCCCCGCGCUGGCUGACUUGGCCAAGCAGAAGAGACUUGAUGCCCCUCAGUCCCCACCCUUGAACUCCAGCCAACCGGCCAACUCGGUGGGCACCAAGAAGCCAGCUGGUCUUGCAAACUGCCUGCCCACCUCAUUCCUGCCACCUCCCGAGAGCUUCGACGCCAUCACGGACUCGGGCAUCGAGGAGGUGGACAGCCGGAGCAGCAGCGACCACCACCUGGAGACCACCAGCACCGUGUCCACCGUGUCUAGCAUCUCCACCUUGUCCUCAGAGGGUGGUGAGAACUCAGACACCUGCACAGUCUACGCAGAUGGACAGGUGUUUGUGGUCGACAAACCCCCGGUGCCGCCCAAGCCUAAGGUGAAGCCCAUCAUCUACAAGGGCAACGCGCUGUGCCAGGACGCGCUGGUGGAGGAGGAUGUGGACAGCCUCGUCAUCCCCCCGCCGGCCCCGCCCCCGCCGCCCGGCGGGGUCCAGCCCGGCACGGCCAAGGUCGUGCAGCCGAGGACCUCCAAACUGUGGGGCGAGGUCACGGAGAUCAAGAGCCCCAUCCUCUCAGGCCCAAAGGCAAACGUCAUCAGUGAAUUGAACUCGAUCCUGCAGCAAAUGAACCGAGAGAAAUCGGCCAAGCCGGGGGAAGGACUGGAUUCAGUGCUGGGAAGCAAACCCGCUGGCCUCUCUGCAAGAAGCCCAGAGGUCAUGAGCGCCGUCUCAGGUACACGGAGCACCACGGUCACCUUCACUGUUCGCCCCGGCACCUCCCAGCCUAUCACCCUGCAGAGCCGGCCCGCAGACUACGAAAGUCGGACCUCAGGAACAAGACGUGCCCCGAGCCCCGUGGUCUCACCAACCGAGAUGAACAAAGAGAUGCUGCCCACCCCUCUGUCUGCUGCCGCCGUGUCUCCUUCCCCUUCUCUCUCAGAUGUCUUUAGCCUUCCGAGCCAGCCCCCUUCUGGGGACCUCUUUGGCUUGAACCCAGCGGCACGCAGCAGGUCGCCAUCACCCUCAAUACUGCAACAGCCAAUCCCAAAUAAGCCUUUUACAACUAAACCUGUCCACCUGUGGACCAAGCCAGACGUGGCUGAUUGGCUGGAAAGUCUAAACUUGGGUGAGCAUAAAGAGACCUUCAUGGACAAUGAAAUCGAUGGCAGCCACUUACCAAACCUUCAGAAGGAAGACCUAAUAGAUCUUGGGGUGACUCGAGUCGGACACAGAAUGAACAUAGAAAGGGCUUUGAAACAGCUGCUGGACAGAUAA
Messenger RNA from Orycteropus afer afer, 5439 nucleotides. RefSeq names its product SH3 and multiple ankyrin repeat domains 2 (gene SHANK2). Lineage: Eukaryota; Metazoa; Chordata; Mammalia; Tubulidentata; Orycteropodidae. Gene Ontology annotation, cellular component: postsynaptic membrane; dendritic spine; postsynaptic density. Gene Ontology annotation, molecular function: ionotropic glutamate receptor binding; synaptic receptor adaptor activity. Bases 1 to 5439 code for a protein of 1812 amino acids. The record is from RefSeq and is a predicted model, not a curated record. The transcript has 23 exons.